Messenger RNA from Staurois parvus, 275 nucleotides. The record is from the annotation of a GenBank genome assembly. NCBI's taxonomy places the organism in Eukaryota, Metazoa, Chordata, Amphibia, Anura, Ranidae.
UGUCCCAUCAUUGGUGUCAGUGGGAGAAAUAGUGUCCCAUCAUUGGUGUCAGUGGGAGGAAUAGUGCCCCAUCAUUGGUAUCAGUGGGAGGAACAGUGCCCCAUCAUUGGUGUCAGUGGGGGGAGGAAUAGUGCCCCAUCAUUGGUGUCAGUGGGAGGAAUAGUGCCCCAUCAUUGGUGUAGGUGGGAGAAAUAGUGUCCCAUCAUUGGUGUCAGUGGGGGUGCAAUAGUGCCACAGUGAUUGUCCACAAGGAUUGUCCACAGUGAUUAUAUCUG